Messenger RNA from Cannabis sativa, 866 nucleotides. RefSeq names its product protein Brevis radix-like 3. The record is from RefSeq and is a predicted model, not a curated record. Lineage: Eukaryota; Viridiplantae; Streptophyta; Magnoliopsida; Rosales; Cannabaceae. The transcript is spliced from 3 exons. Bases 1 to 480 code for a protein of 159 amino acids.
AUGAGAGACAACGGAGGAGCAGAUACGAGCCAACCCGAGGAAACCGAUUCCACUAACAUCCCCAACAAUAAACAGCAAGCCUCCAUCAAAUCAAUCACAUCUCAGCUCAAGGAUAUGGCGUUGAAGGCUUCGGGAGCUUACAAGCACUGCAAUCCGUAUACUGGAUCGGCGACAGUCCAAGGCCGAGUUAGAAACAACGUGGAAUCGGAUGCCGACUCGGACCGGUUCCAAUGGUCAUACCGGCGGACGGGGAGUUCGAGCUCGACAACGCCCAAGACUUGGGGGAAAGAAAUGGAGUUGAGGCUUAAAGGGAUCUCAAGUUCGAGUGGACGGAGAGUAGAGCCGCCGAUCGUGUUCGUCGUUCAAGUCGAGUCCCAUUCGUACCCCAAAGUAGGCGAGGAAGCAAAGGACUCUGCUUCCUUACAUGGGUCCUUCUUCUCUUCUCCUCCUUUCCUUCUUGUACGGACGUGGCAGCCAUGAAAGAUUAAUAAGAAAAUAGAGGAAGGUAGUUGAGUUGGAGACUUGGAGUUGCAAAAAAAAAAAAGAAGAAGAAAAAAGAAAGAAAAAAGAAGAAGAAAAAGAAAAAAAAAAAUUUAAAAAAUUAAUUUUGUAAAAUUAAAAAAAGAAAAAAAGAAAAAAAAUUAAUUUUUUUUUUCUGAUUUUUUUAUUUUUUAAAUAUUUAUAAUUAUUUUUUAAAACUAAUAUUACGUGGACCACUAAAAAUUUGCGUGUACAAGUGUAUACACGUGGGCAGUCCACCGUGGCACUUCACUGUGAUUUUUGGACGGAGGUGUGCAGAGCAAAACGGAACCAGGGUUUAGGUAGUUUAGCUGCCAAAAUUUUGGUUUUUGUGGUUAAGUGUUACA